Paramuricea clavata is the source of this 579-nucleotide messenger RNA. The record is from the annotation of a GenBank genome assembly. Lineage: Eukaryota; Metazoa; Cnidaria; Anthozoa; Malacalcyonacea; Plexauridae.
AUGUUUUCUAAGCUAUCAAGAAGUGCUAUAAAUGGUUUAAAGCAUUAUACUCUUGGUAAUAAGCUAAGCAAAAAUGACUUCAUAGAUAAUAUAAAAGACCAUGAUUUGAUCUUUUUAACUGAAACAUGGUGUAAAGAAAUUAAUAGCAUCCCUGGUUUCAAGGCAAUAUCCUCACUUACGGCAACCCCUAAAUCAAACUCCAGUUGGCGUCUGUCUGGAGGAAUUUCGCUUCUAUCCAAAAAAGAGUUUGAAAAUAUCAUUUCUCUCGAAAAACGAACUAAAAGUUUCUUGUGGUGUCGAAUAGACAACACAAUCCUAGACUCUACAAAUGACUUAUUUAUUUGUGGAGUCUAUAUUCCUCCUCAAAACUCACGUUACUUUGACGAGGAAAUACUUGAUGACCUGGAAAAUGAUGUAGUGUAUUUCUCCAAAAAAGGAAAUGUUAUGCUGCUGUGGUACUUUAAUGCCCGUACCAGCAAACUUGAAGAUUUUGUCUCAAUUAAAGAAGAAAAUACCUUCAUAAACGAUAUUACUGAAACCUCUUUUCAACCGAAAAUGAGGGAAAGUUUUGAUAACUAA